Molecule: messenger RNA, 908 nt
Organism: Drosophila ficusphila
Lineage: Eukaryota; Metazoa; Arthropoda; Insecta; Diptera; Drosophilidae
Product: serine protease grass-like
Exons: 4
Coding region: 1-840 (279 amino acids)
Biological process (GO): proteolysis
Molecular function (GO): serine-type endopeptidase activity
Source: RefSeq, a predicted model, not a curated record
AUGAACACCAUUGCAGUCGGGAUCACUUUUCUUAUUUUUCCACUUUUGGGAUCUGCUCAAUUCAUCGAUCCGGCAUGUGGAAUUCGGGCAGCCAAUCCUUAUUCCUUCCGAGUUGCAAACGGAACGAUCGCUGAAUUGACAUCGAGUCCCUGGAUGGCUUUCCUCCACACUACGCAAAAUAUAUUCGUUUGCGGCGGAAGUCUUAUUUCUCAGCGUCUGGUCCUUACUGCAGCACAUUGCCUUUAUCCUAAAAAGGAAUUAAUAGCUCGUCUGGGAGAGUACGAUAGAGAGGAUUACGAGCACUGCCAUGGAAGUUACUGCAACUUUCGAAUUGAGGCCAAAGUUGCAAAGGCCAUUCAUCAUCGAUUCUAUGAUCCUAAAACCUUAUCUAGCGAUAUAGCCAUUCUCCAGCUGUUCAACAGAGUACAGUACACUGAUAGCAUCAGACCCAUUUGCAUUCCGUGGAACACCAAAUGGAGGCACUACAUCGACAGAUUGGAUCCGCUAACUGGAACUGGCUGGGGAACCACGGAAUCGGAGCGUGAUAGUGCCAUUCUCAGAACUGUGGACUUGAAUCGCCAACCUCCAGAUGUUUGCCUUAUGUACACCAACGCCAUUCUUUCGACCGAUCAGUUUUGCGCUGGAAAUUGGGAAAGCAAUUUGUGUAACGGUGAUUCCGGGGGUCCGCUUGGAGCUCUGGUUCCGUAUGGAAAAUCGAAGCGUUUUGUACAAGUUGGAAUUGCCAGCUUUACGAACAAAAAGUGCUCGAAGGCAAGCGUUUUCACUGAUGUACUAAGCUUUGCGGAUUGGAUAGUUAAAGUGCAUUCCUUUUAUAAUUAAAUGUUUUUACUCCAUUGAAAAUUGGUUAAAUAAUAAUAAAUUUGUGAAGAAGAUCAAUAGAUAAGUAA